Messenger RNA from Aegilops tauschii subsp. strangulata, 1546 nucleotides. RefSeq lists its product as uncharacterized. Gene Ontology annotation, molecular function: DNA-binding transcription factor activity, RNA polymerase II-specific; RNA polymerase II cis-regulatory region sequence-specific DNA binding. NCBI's taxonomy places the organism in Eukaryota, Viridiplantae, Streptophyta, Magnoliopsida, Poales, Poaceae. The record is from RefSeq and is a predicted model, not a curated record. Gene Ontology annotation, cellular component: nucleus. Gene Ontology annotation, biological process: regulation of DNA-templated transcription.
GGAGUGAGCGAGUGAGUGACACUGUGAGAGCUCUAGCACCGUGUAGGCAGGUUUGGGUUAAGAAAAGCAAGCUGCCCCAUCUUCUCCCUGCCAUUUACCCUCUCUUCCUGCUGCGUCCUCUUCUACUCCUACUCCUCUUCCUUUUUUUCCAACCGCCUACCCACUGACUACCCCGCUCGUUCGAUUGGAGCCCCGUAGCUACAUAGGUAGUUCAAUUAGGUCGACGUUGACAGCGUUGGGAUGCCUAGCUCGUCGGCCUGUCCUCCGUGGCUGGUGCGCAUGGUGGCGGCAAACGACGACCAGGCAUCGUCGUCCUCCUCGUCCAAGGGCGGGGUUGCCGUGCUCACCACUGGCACGCCCACUAUAGACACGGGAUACCGCGGCGGUGGCGGGGAAGGCGGCAAUGCCGCCGACCCUCAGGAGAGCAGCAGUAGCGGGCAGUCCAGGCUCGCGGCGCGCGGCCACUGGCGUCCUGCCGAGGACAUGAAGCUACGCGAGCUCGUGGCGCUCUAUGGCCCCCAGAACUGGAACCUCAUCGCCGAGAAGCUCGACGGGAGAUCCGGGAAGAGCUGUCGGCUGCGAUGGUUCAACCAGCUUGACCCGCGGAUCAGCAAGCGCCCGUUCUCCGACGAAGAGGAGGAGAAGCUGAUGGCGGCGCACCGCUUCUACGGCAACAAGUGGUCCAUGAUCGCGCGGCUCUUCCCCGGCCGGACCGACAACGCCGUCAAGAACCACUGGCAUGUCAUCAUGGCGCGCAAGUACCGCGAGCAGUCCAUCGCCUACCGCCGCCGCAAGCUCAACCAGGCUGUCCAGCGCAAGCUUGACUCGUCCUCCGGGGUGGCUGCCGGUGCCGGGCACGCCGACGUCGUUGGUCACCACCACAACCACCACCUGUUCGCCGCCAACGACUCCUCCAUCUUUGCGGAUCCCUACGGCUUCAGCUUCAGCCACUGCUGCCUCUCUUUCCCUGCCGGCGCCGCCGCUGCCUCGGCGUUGGAGCCUACCUUCUGCUUGUUCCCCGGGCCCGGCGCCGCGUCCAACUCGGUGCACGACGGGCGCCUCUCGUGGCCGGACGCCAUGGCCGUGCGAGGAGGAGCAGGAGGUGGCGGCAUUCACUGGGAGCCGCUGCCGGCGCAAGGAGGCUGGAUCGGCGGCGGCCGCCACGAGAUGGCACGGUUCGACUCCGACCAGGCAAAUGGAGCGUCUGCCGCCGUGUUUGCCGUGACAGAUCAAGCUGGCGUUCACUUGGACGGCGCGUCGCGGUCGCCGACUUUCAUAGAUUUCCUCGGGGUCGGAGCGACAUGAUGGGUAGACGGAUGCAUGGAUCGAUGCCGAUGCUCUAGCAGAGAGUGCGUGCGGCAGGUGGAUCACUAGCUAGUUCUAGCCUCUAGACUAGAUAGGUUACUAUAAAAAGCACUAGCUAUGUUGGCUCUGUAUAUUUGGCUGCCUUGUUUGCCACUCUACUUGUUUUAACUCAUGUACCACAUGAACAUCAGCUUGUGUUUGCAGGGGAGGUCGAUGUCGGCAAUUUCAGCAGUUGACGGUA